Messenger RNA from Colletotrichum destructivum, 2368 nucleotides. RefSeq lists its product as uncharacterized. The transcript has 2 exons. Bases 1 to 2367 code for a protein of 788 amino acids. The record is from RefSeq and is a predicted model, not a curated record. NCBI's taxonomy places the organism in Eukaryota, Fungi, Ascomycota, Sordariomycetes, Glomerellales, Glomerellaceae. Gene Ontology annotation, biological process: regulation of DNA-templated transcription; DNA-templated transcription. Gene Ontology annotation, molecular function: zinc ion binding; DNA-binding transcription factor activity, RNA polymerase II-specific; DNA binding.
AUGACUACGGACCAAAGCAGCAACACCAAUAACAGCAGGCCCACCGCCUCGGAGCGACGGGCCGCUGCGGCCAAGCGCCGAUUCGUCCGCAAGGGCACCAAGAGCUGCUGGGAGUGCCGCCGGCGCAAGAUCCGGUGCAUAUUCGACGACAAGGGCCCGCCCGACACGUGCAGGACGUGCUGGGAGAAGGGGGCGCCGUGCAUUAGCCAGGAAUUCCCCGAGGAGGAGGCCAGGAGCGCGCCGGCGCCGGCGGGGAGUCUGGGCGAUCGGCUGGGCCGCGUUGAACGGCUGGUUGAGCGGCUAUAUCGUCGGAUCGAUGACUUGGAAGCACCCACAUCAGCUUCGCCCAAGAAAGAGGAGGAGUCCCGGGACGCCUCUACUCCGACGUCGGAAGCCCCGGUUAACGCGUGCUCUCCGAGACAUGCCGGAGAACGACCGGCCGGGGCCCAGACCCCAGGUCCGUCUCCGUUGGACACGGGGGGUAUUGAUACAUUAACUAGAGCGCACGUUGGUCCGCCGAGCCAGGGACCAACCGACGCCGGGUUCUCGGCCAACGUCCAGCUCCGGGCUUAUAGCAGGCAACUCUCUGCCGCGAUCCCAACGUCAAAGGACUUCCAGGUCAUCUACACGCUCUACUCGGACGCCGACCUUGUCUUCCAGGCCAUCUUCGUACCGUACUGCCUCCUAGGCUCCCUCAAGCCGGAGAGCGUGGAGCAUUUCAUGGACUCUCUCAGGAAGCCCAUGCACCCCGUCCUCCUCGCCAAGAGGAUGCUCAUGGUGGCCGCCAUGCUCCAGAGGCUUCCUGCAAAACGACCCAUCAAGCCGGGCGUGUUGGAGUCGUCCUUCCGGAUCAUGGAGAAGCUGGCCAAGACGGCCAUCAGCGUCGUGUGCGAGACCAACGCGCUCAUGGGGACGUUGGAGGCCUUCGAAUGCGUCGUCUUGCAGACGGCAUACCUGGUCAACAGCGGAAACCCGAGGCUGUCGCUGCUGUCGUGCCGCCGGGCCAUCUCGAUGGCCCAGCUCAUGGGCAUCCAUCGACCUCACGACCCAGCCACCAUUGAGACGUUGGACCCGGAAUCACCGAGGCGGACAGGCUUCGUAUGGUUUCGCAUCGUCUACCUCGAACGCUUCAUCUGCCUGCUCCUGGGUCUCCCGAGCAUCACCCAUGACGCCACGACGAUAUGCGACGAGACGACGCGGUCCUACAUCGAGCGCGACCCCAUCCAACGGCUCGAGAGCUUCCACAGCGAGAUCGCCGCCAAAGUCAUCCGGCGGAACGAGAACGACACAUUCCUCUCCAACAAGGAGAGCACGCACGCCCUCGACCGCGAGCUGCAAGCGGCGGCCGCCACGAUGCCCCCGCGGUGGUGGACGAUCCCCUCCGACAUGGCCAACCCGAGCGGCGACCCGGCCCCCCUGGGGAUCGUCCGGCACAGUAUCCGCCUGUGCAACCAGAUCUUCCACUUCUUCCUCGUCAUCCAGAUCCAUCUGCCCUUCAUGCUGCGGCACGCCAAGGACGGCACGGCCAGCAGCAGCCGGAUGGCCUGCCUCGAGGCGAGCCGGUCGGUGCUGGCGUGCUUCCUCUCGACCCGCAGCAACGCCCGCCAGGCCUGCAGCGUCCCCGACGCCGCCGACUUCUACGCCCUCAUCGCCGCCAUGACGCUGCUGCUGGCCCACGUCGACGCCCGCCGCCGGGACCGCGGGAGGGACGUCCUCGCCUACCAGCGCCACGCGGACCGCGACAGGGUCGAGGAGGCGUUGGAGCACAUGCGCGACCGCAGCUCCAUGUCCGCCGACAUGCUGUCCGUGAGGAGCGCCGACGUGUUGAAGAGCCUGCUCGCCAUCGAGGCGGACGCCGCGCGGGGCUCGACCUUUACGGCGAGUCUCAGUCCGACGUCGACGUCGACGUCGACGCCGGCGUCCUGCGGCGUGGGCGGAGGAGGAGGAGGAGGACAUAUCGGGGACUCUCGGAACGUGCUGCAGCUCAGGAUACCGUGCUACGGGACGGUGACCAUAUCGCCGGAUGCUCCCCCCUCCCGCGAGCCCUGGGUGCCGUCCGACCGAACUCGACAACCGGUCUUUCCGGAGACGCAGAGAGGGGAGGACGCCACGUCCUCGGAGCCUAAUGUUCUGACGGGCGCACCAGCACUGGGAGACGACUCUGUCGCCAUGAUGGACGUGUCGGGAAACCCAGGCUUGCAGCUCGACCAGAAUGCCGAUCCGACAUGGCUGUCCGGACUCGGGAACCCCCGGUGGAUGGGCUCCGGGAUCUCGGCCGGACUGGAAGACUGGCCGUUCCAAGGCGUCGACGCUGCCUUCUUCGACAGUAUGAUCAGAGGUUUCGAAGAGUCGGAUUCGCCUAUGUGAA